CCCUUCCUUCCUCCCUCUCUAGGCUAUGUAAACCCCACCUCCCCUUCCUCGGGGCCCCACCCUUCACCAGCCACGUUUCAGCACCAAGAAGCGCGGACAGCUCCCCGGCCCCAGAGAGGGAAGAAGGGAGGGGGAAAGGGAGGGAGGGAGGAGAGGAAAAAGAAGAGGAGGAGGAGGGGGCCCCACGCCCACCAGCCCAGCCUCCUGCCUCUCCUCGCCGCCUCCAUCUCUCGCCUGGCUUUGGAGCCACCGCCUCGCCAACAACAUCCCUGCUGGGAAGACGAGCCCAGGGAGGGGAGGAAGAGGAAGAAGAGGAGGAAGAAGAAGAGGAAGCAAAGGAAUGCCCACCUCGGAGGAGCUCAUCUGGUAACAGCAUCGUGGUCUCUUUGGUGCCAAGUGAAGACUUUUGGAUUCACAAGCUCAAGGAUGGCGAACAAGACCCAUGAGGAAAGGUUGAAAGACUUAGGUUCCACAAUGAAUGCAGCACGGAGGUCAGCCCGAGUGGAUUCAGGGGCGACGGAGUCCCAGAUGGAGCCGUCGCUCAAUGCCACUGAAAUGCCCAGCAAGGAGAAUGUUUUUUCCGACAUGAAAGACAAAUUCAUGAACAAACUGGGAAAGCUGCCAAUUCCACCUUGGGCUUUGGCCGCGAUCAUCAUUGUUGUUGGAGUGCUACUUCUGUGCUGCUGCUUCUGUGUCUGUAAAAAAUGCUUUGGCAAAAAGAAGAAAGGAAAGAAAGGGAAAGACAAAGUGAAGGCGCAGAUUAAUAUGAAAGAGGUGAAGGAGUUGGGCAAAAGCUACAUCGAUAAGGUUCAGCCUGAGGUAGAAGAUUUGGACCCAUCACUGUUGCAGGAGCCCAAAGAGGAGAAGCCACAGGAAAAGCUGGGAAAACUCCAGUACUCACUUGACUAUGACUUUCAGAGCACACAGCUGGUAGUGGGCAUUAUACAAGCUGCUGACCUCCCAGCAUUGGACAUUGGAGGUACCUCUGAUCCUUAUGUCAAAGUCUUCCUGCUCCCAGAGAAAAAGAAAAAAUACGAAACCAAAGUCCAUCGCAAAACUCUCAACCCCACGUUUAAUGAGUCCUUCACAUUUAAGGUUCCCUACUCAGAGCUGGGUGGCAAGACCCUCGUCAUGUCUGUCUAUGACUUUGACCGCUUCUCCAAGCAUGAUGCCAUCGGUGAAAUCCGUAUUCCCAUGAACACUGUAGAUCUGGCACAUGUGAUUGAAGAGUGGCGGGACCUACAGUCAGCGGAGAAGGAAGAGCAUGAGAAGUUGGGAGAUGUCUGCUUUUCACUCCGGUAUGUCCCUACAGCUGGGAAGCUGACCGUGAUAGUCCUGGAAGCCAAAAACCUCAAAAAGAUGGAUGUGGGAGGUCUUUCAGACCCCUAUGUUAAAAUUCAUCUCAUGCAGGGAGGAAAACGUAUUAAGAAGAAGAAAACAACCAUAAAGAAGAACACAUUGAAUCCUUAUUAUAAUGAGUCCUUCAGCUUUGAGGUGCCUUUUGAACAGAUCCAGAAAGUUCAGGUUGUUCUGACGGUCCUGGAUUAUGACAAGCUUGGCAAGAAUGAAGCCAUUGGAAAGGUCUUUGUGGGCUGCAAUGCUACAGGCGCAGAGCUUCGCCACUGGUCCGACAUGCUGGCCAACCCUCGGCGGCCCAUUGCCCAGUGGCACACCCUGCAGCCCGAAGAAGAGGUGGACGCAGCGGUUGGCAUAAAGACCUCUUGAUGCCCCUUGGUUGCUGGCCGAAUUACCCGGCAACAAUUCUGUCUCCCGUCCAGAGCGCAUGGGAGUGUGUGGGUGAGGCGCCCCUGAAAAUGCGUAUGUGUGUGUGGAGGGGGGAGCCUGUGAGCCUGUCUCUUCUCUCAGAGCCAUUUCCUGUUGAAAAAAAAAUCUUCCAAGAGUAAAUCCUGUUUUUUAUCCACUGUGUAAAAAAAGGAAGGAAGCUUACAUAGUAGUUGGAGACAGGGGAGAGGUUUAAUACAGGUUUACUAUGAAGCUAACAAAGCAAAUUUUACAAGUUUAGAUAUUUUGCUUUCAGAUAUGAGUAAUGCACUUCAAAUCUGACCCUCAUUAGCAGGUGGGCUUACCUUUCAACACAGAAAAAUACUUAAAAUUAUUGGAUCAUAUGUUACCAUGCUGCCAUAGGUCUCAAAUAAACCUACUGUUUAUCCCUUUGAACCUAUAGAUUUGCUACCGGUGUCUUUAAGUGAAACCAUUUUGUACACGUUUUGGCUAAUGUUCUAUGGUGCCAUGUUUGAAAACUAGACCUCAGUUGGAAAUCGGUUGUAAACAAUAUCUACAGAUGUGUUUACAACAGGUUUACUAAUAUAUUUGUUUUCUGAUUACGUCAACUAUAUAACCUUAGAUGUUGUGUUAUACCUGGAAAGCAAGAUGCAAAGUUAAAAAGCAUACCAGAAAUGUUUUGAACAUUUAGAAAAAAAUGUUUGAAAACAUAGAAAAUAGAAAACUUGAAAAUAGCUUUACAUUGUGACCAAGGCUGCAGUUUAUACCCACUUACCUGAGAGUAUGUCUAUUGAAUCCAAUGGUACUUAUUUCAGAAUAUGAAACUGAUUCAUACAAAAACAUUAAAUUGUUGGUUUUUUGUGCUAUAAAACAUUUAAAAUUUGGAUUGCCUUAGAAAACCCAAAACACUAUUAGUUAGGGAUAAGACUUAAAAUAUAAAAUGUGUGAGUUUAAAUUACAGAACUCUAGAAAGUGUGUGGUAGUAGUGCUAAUUAUUUUAUAUUAACAUGCUUAUUUGGUGUAUAAAAACUAGAUACUCAACUAAACUUUAGUAUAAAUUGGUAAUUUAGGCCCCUUCUAUACUGAUUUAUAAUCAAGAUUAUCAAAGCAGAUAAUCCACAUUAUCUGAUUUGAACUGGAUUACAUGAGUCUACACUGCCAUAUAAUUCAGCUCAAAGCGGAUAAUCUGGAUUUUAUAGGGCAGUGUAGAAGGGGCCUUAGUUUCACCUGCAAAAUUAACAUGUUUUUUUUUCAGUUUUAAUGUUUAAGCAUAGUAGAGUGUUAAACAUCCAUCAGCCAAUGUAUUAAACUAUUCAUAUAUAGUUUAUCCUAUUUUAUAUUGAUAUAAUUUAGAUUUUAUAGCAGUUUUAACAUAGCCAUUGUCCAAUUUUACAGUACCUGCUUAACAGCAUAUUUAUUAAAUAUUUGAUAUGGGUAUUACACAAAAUUUGCUAUAAGCUUUAUGUGGACCAGAUAAGUACAGAUUUACUAGUGUUUUACUACCCAACUUGUAAUAAUUUUGCUAUCUUGAAAACAAGUUUACAUUUUUGCUACAAGCUUAAGCCUGGUUUAUUAUUACAACUGCAAUGAGUUUGAUGUUUGACACAUUUUAUAAAUGACAAAGAGCAAUUAUCCAGAUGUUUACUCUAGGAUUUACAGCUGGUUUACAAUGGUUUUACAUAGGCUGAAAAAAUGUUUACAAUCCAUUCUUCUUUGCUGUGGCAAUGCUACAAAAGUACGGGUUUUGCAAAAAAUAUUUUGUAAUUCUGUAAGUAAUUCUCUAACUCUAGCUAAUUUGCUGGGCAAUUUAUUUAGUAAGUAAACUCACAUUAGCAACAAAAUUGUUUUAAAGAAUUUCCAACCAUUUGAAGAAUUAAUUUGAAACUUCAAACAUUUGAUCCCCAAAUCCAAGUAUUUGCGUGAAAUUUUUAAAAAAUAACAUUUGGAAUCUGAAUUUUGAACAAAAUUCUGAGAAAGCUUUUAUGUCAGAUCUGCUCAGAUAUGUGGACUAGAGGAUGCUGCGAGUUGUCAUCCCAAAAGUAACUUUAGAUGUGUUCCUUAAUUUUAAAAGGAUACCAUAUUUGAGUUCCGCGUAGGAACUCAAUUUAGAACUAUAGCUAUUAAUAUGGAAGAAAAUUUCUCAUUCACUGUACGUUUACAAUCGAUUUUAUAUCUAACAUAAAUCUGAAGUUCACCUAAGUGUUGAAUCAAUGGAACUCAGCGAGAGAGAGACCAUUAGGUUGUAAAAACAUUUCUUAAUCUUGUGAGUUACAGAUGAGGUCCAGUUUUCAAAGAAAGAUGCCAUCCCUAUUUGGGACAGCAUGGAAUCCUUUUAAUAUGGUCUGAAUUAGAAUUACCUUAUACCCUUUUUUGAUGCAUUUACCUACUCCUUGGUCAUACCAUACUUAUGGGAUUAAAAUCCCACCACUCCCUUUCUGUUAGAAUGAUAUACUAAUCUUCAUCACCAUCAUUUUCAUCUUCAUCAAUAGCUUCAGCAGAUCCUUAGAUUCAGUAAGAACUUGAGAAGCCCAUACUUGUAA
Messenger RNA from Anolis sagrei ordinatus, 4283 nucleotides. RefSeq names its product synaptotagmin 5 (gene SYT5). Gene Ontology annotation, molecular function: clathrin binding; syntaxin binding; calcium ion binding. Gene Ontology annotation, biological process: regulation of dopamine secretion; calcium ion-regulated exocytosis of neurotransmitter; cellular response to calcium ion. Lineage: Eukaryota; Metazoa; Chordata; Lepidosauria; Squamata; Anolidae. Gene Ontology annotation, cellular component: dense core granule; synaptic vesicle membrane; plasma membrane. The record is from RefSeq and is a predicted model, not a curated record.